This is a messenger RNA of Aspergillus caelatus, 1456 nucleotides long. Its product is annotated as SDR family NAD(P)-dependent oxidoreductase. Lineage: Eukaryota; Fungi; Ascomycota; Eurotiomycetes; Eurotiales; Aspergillaceae. Gene Ontology annotation, molecular function: oxidoreductase activity. The coding region runs from base 170 to 1015 and encodes 281 amino acids. The record is from RefSeq and is a predicted model, not a curated record. The transcript is spliced from 4 exons.
GAUGGACCCUGCCCAGAGUAGUAUUCGAUUAUGUGUCGGCUGAGAUAUAGUAUACACCCUUCUUGUCCCGUUCCCCUCCCACCAAAAUUGUCUCGAUUUCUCACAGCACUCCCUAUGCUACCUUCGCUUUACAUUUUCAAGGAUUUCCUGCGCACUUGCAACCCCUUUGAUGGCUAUUACACUGGAUGGCGGCAUUGCUCUCGUCACGGGCGCUGCCUCUGGAAUCGGGAAGGAGACGGUCUUUGCCCUCGCCCAAGCCGGCGUAGAAGGCAUCAUUCUUGCCGAUCUGAACCAUAGCGGCUCUGAAUCAGUCGCUAAGGAGAGCCAAAAAUGGGCCACUCAUCCUGAGUUUCGCGCGACAGCAGUCCAGGUGGACGUUUCUGAUGAGACCGCCGUGAACAACAUGGUUGACGUAGCAGUCAAAGGAUUUGGCAGAAUUGACUACUGCGUGCACUCAGCGGGAAUGGGUAGUAUUUCCGGGGCGACAACCGAGCAUCUCAAGGUCGACGUCUAUGACCAGACAAUGACGGUCAAUGCUAGAGGCACAAUGUUGGUCUUGCGAGCUGUCUCGGCUGAGAUGGCCAAACAGGAGCCUCGCAUGCACCAGAGUGCCCGUCACGGUACUUCGCGCAGCCUUGGCCGUGGCUCGAUUGUUGUGGUUAGCUCUGUGAAUGGCACCAUGGUUGCGCCUGGGAUGCUGUCAUAUGCAGCUUCCAAGCACGCUGUAGCAGGAAUAGCAAAAACAGCAGCUAUUGACAACAUCAAGAACCACAUCCGAGUUAAUAUUGUUGCCCCCUUUUACACAGAAACCCCAAUGUUUGAAGCUAGCCUGAAGCGAGUCCCUGAACUGGGCGCUGCUAUCAAGGCAAUUACCCCAUUGAAGAGAGCUGCAAUCCCCGAGGAAGUUGCGGAUCCGAUCGUAUUCCUGUGCAGUUCAGCGGCAAGUUACACGAAUGGAGCCACGCUCAUCAUCGAUAGUGGAAUAACACUUACCAUACCCCGGACCAGUCUGUGAAGCUUUCUAGGAAAGGUUCUACUGCUGGUCUUCUCAUGAUCGAUUCUCUUUCACUCCUUUGAUGUACAAGGCAGAAGAUAGCAUCUCAGUUCAAACUACGAGUCAAAGCCUGCCUUUUUGAAGCCUUUAUAGCUAUUUUGUAAGUGUCAACCAGGAAAUGCCCUAUGAAUUGCCCUAUAGAGACGCCGAUGGUGUCCGGCCAAUUUCAGGUGGUCAAAUGGAAUGAUUUUUUAUUCCACAGAUAUGAACAUAGAAUAACUACCAAAUAGUAAGUAAAAAAUAAUUCUUUGGCCUCGCUUGGUCCGCAAUAGCACUGGCUCUAUUGGAUAUUUUGCGGAUAAUUCGGUCGAGUCUCGCUCAAUCAAUAUCUUUGUUAAUCUCUCUUGUCUGUCUCCGUGGACAAGACUUGAACGCCUGUCUUACCCGCGCGCAUGAAUUGUA